AAGGCAUCAGCUGAAGAGGUACCUGAUAACUCUGCCCUGCUACAAGAUGCAAAGAAAGAUGACAAACAAGCUCUUAAAGUAAGCACUGCUCUCAAAACAAUACCAAAGGAAUUUCAGCACUUGACUGUGAAAACAGCUGCUCAGGAAUCUAAUGCACUUAAAGCCAGACCACGAUCCAGGUCUUAUUCUAGCACAUCAAUAGAAGAUGCUAUGAAAAAGGGAGAAGAGCCCCCUACUCCACCACCAAGGCCACAGAAAUCACAUUCCAGAGCUUCCUCUUUGGAUCUGAACAAAAUAUUUCAACAAAACACACAAGCUGUGAGGUCUGGCUGGCUGCCCCCACCACCGCCUGCACUGCCUCCUCGACCUUCUGUAUCUCAGACAGAGCAAGUAUCUGAGGUUGAAUUACAUCCUCAGAUGAAUAGACCUCCGGCACAGGCAGAAGAAAACAGUUCAGCAAAAAAGGAGGUUGUUCUCGCUCAGCCACCUUCCAAACCCACCCGCAGGAAGCUCCGGACGGAGGCGCAGGGGCUGGAGACCCCCGAGCUUUCUCCCACUAUAAAUGUGACUUCUUCCCUGCCAGCAGUCAAGCCUCACCUCCCAGUCCAAAAACAGUCUUCCAAGCAGAAAAGGGCUAUUCAGACCGCUAUACGAAAAAACAAAGAAGCCAAUGCUGUGCUCGCCAGGCUGAACAGUGAGCUCCAGCAGCAGCUGAAGGAGGUUCACAAGGAACGAAUUGCCUUGGAAACGCAGCUGGAGCAGCUGCGUCCCGUCACCGUCUUGUGA
Molecule: messenger RNA, 786 nt
Organism: Pelecanus crispus (Dalmatian pelican)
Lineage: Eukaryota; Metazoa; Chordata; Aves; Pelecaniformes; Pelecanidae
Source: RefSeq, a predicted model, not a curated record